Molecule: messenger RNA, 1923 nt
Organism: Cololabis saira (Pacific saury)
Lineage: Eukaryota; Metazoa; Chordata; Actinopteri; Beloniformes; Belonidae
Gene: selplg
Product: selectin P ligand
Exons: 2
Coding region: 417-1799 (460 amino acids)
Biological process (GO): hemopoiesis; leukocyte tethering or rolling
Cellular component (GO): plasma membrane
Source: RefSeq, a predicted model, not a curated record
ACAGUCAAACAGCACUAAAGUCAGAGGAACACAGGCUCUUGUCCGAUUAUCAUUUAUCACGUCAGACAGUAAUUAUUUCAAUAAAUACAUUCCUGUACUUGGAAACUCGCUGCCUGAGCUGAUUUUAAGCCCGGGGAAGAAGAAAAAAAAGAAAACAGAAAAAACGUCUGAUAUGUCUGAUGCAAGCUUCAUGUUAAAGGGAAGUGUGCUUGCGUAUGUUAACUGAUGAUGUGAUAGACCAUGGUGCCUUUUGUAAGUGUGAGCAUUUCCUGCUUUUUCUGUCAAGCCCAGUUAACAAUCGGCAUGUGAGGAUGUUCUUCCAGAGAAGUUGAAACAAACUGAAUUUUUAUCUUUUCUUCAUUUAAUCUCGCAUUUUCUUCUGUUUCACCAGCAACAAGAUCUUUUAUUCAACAAAGAUGCUUCCCAGUGUGAAGAUAAAUGUGCCCUUAUUAUGGGGAUUUUGUGUUUUGUUGUCUGGGACAACUUCCAUACCAGAAGCUGGCAUGGAGCAGAUGCCCAUUGCACAUGUAGAAGAGCUACAGCCUGGAACCCUAGAUCUGAAGACAAAAUCUGCAGAAGUCAGCUCUGCUACACUAAAGGAGAUAGUGGUGACUACAAGAAAUGUAGAUGCAGUUUUUAGUGACAAAACUCACAGCUCUGUCAGCAGCACACCUGUUUUAGUUGUUGUGAAAAAAGCAGCAACGGAAGUCACUAGCAUCUCUAAACUUCUGGGCUCCGCAGUGGUGACCACAGCUAAGGCUGAAGGACGAGCCUCCCACAUUUCAACAGUCACAGACUCACCCAAACAUACAACUGAUCGCUUCCAUCAACCACCAGUAACCAGCUUUACUGACAGGACUGUUCCUGCAAAAGCAUCCACAGCAACAGUGGCUAACCCUUUGCCACAGUCCAUAUCCACAAUUCACCCUGAAACUGUAUCAGAGUUAAAUGUCACCACCACCGCUGAUGCUGUGAAAACUCGGAGGAAUUUGAUCCAGAAUCUCAGCAACCCCACAACCUCUGCAGCUGAAGAGACAGCAAGCACAACCUCUGAAGCAGCACUCCAUCGUGACACCACCGAGACGAAGACGUCCACCACCAUUGGGAGUUUAUUCACAACUCAGUCCAUUUCUGCCACAAGUGUCCUAAACUCCAUGUCCCAGUUUCCUGAGCAGGCAGGAUCCAACUCGACUUCAGCACUCAUUCAUGACCCCACUGAGACUGUGGCAUCGACUAAGCAUUCCCAUACACCUCAGGCCAUUUCUACCACAAGUACCCUCACCUCCACUUCCCACUUUGUUGACCGUUCAAGGUCAAACUCUACUUCAGCGGAUUCUUUGAACGCCACUGAGACGAGCAGCACCAGUUCUGCAGGAAUCUUGAUCCCUCGAGACCCCAAGAAGUCUUCAGUUUCAACUGCUCGACCAGCAAUCACGACAUCUCUCAGUAAGACAUCUAAGACUACUCCGAGCAAUCCAGUCCAACCCUGCUCCACCAGGUCCACGGUGAAGAAAUGCCUCAUUGUCAUUGCCACCCUGGCUGUGCUGACCACCAUCUUCAUGGUUACUACCAUUGUCCUCUGCACCAAGCUGUCAGCAAGGAAGUACAGGGUGAGGAAACCUAAACAGGAGACUGAGAUGAUGUGUAUCUCUGCUCUACUACCCGAGAGAAGUAACAGCUAUGUAAGACAACGCAAUCCAGUCUGUAACGGAGUCAUGGUGUUCCCUAUGGGCGGAGACAGCGAUGACGAAGUAGGAGAUAACGUCACUCUCAGCAGCUUUCUUCCAGACAAUGUUUAGAAGGAAUUAUACCCAUGAUUUUGUUUCACAUCAGACUUAAAGGUAUAAUCCUUGAUUUUGGAGAGCUAGCAAGAUUUGAAAGUGGCACCUCCUCUAAGCCCCGCCCCCUCCUCCCCCUCCCGUC